Messenger RNA from Branchiostoma belcheri (Belcher's lancelet), 602 nucleotides. RefSeq names its product transmembrane protein 254-like. Bases 58 to 429 code for a protein of 123 amino acids. The transcript is spliced from 4 exons. NCBI's taxonomy places the organism in Eukaryota, Metazoa, Chordata, Leptocardii, Amphioxiformes, Branchiostomatidae. The record is from RefSeq and is a predicted model, not a curated record.
AAAAGUUGAAACGACCGCAGUUGGUUCGAUCGCAGUGCACUGUGGGAAAUAUCCAAGAUGGCGCCGCCCAUGGCUGAUUCCGAACCUUUUUUCCGUCGCGCCUCCCCGUUUUGGAUGUCGUUUAUCGGUGUCGGAUUCACCGUCUUCGGGUUUGCAGUGUACGCCCCCCAGUCAGUCCCAUGGUCCAUGCUGGGUCCUGUCGGUACUCUGGUUCAGUAUCUCAUCAAGAACUACCCAGUACAACUCUACAGAGGGUUUUGGAUAGCCUGGGGAAUCCACACUACAGAGGCUGUCAUUGCAGCUAUCCUGACAACGAUGAAGAACAUCGGAGGGGUGACCAGACUGAAGUGGAUCGUCCAAACCCAGCUGUUUGGGCUGGCCUCUCUCUACAUGCUCAUCCUGUACAAGCCGAAAGGAAAGGCUGUGUAAUAAUCACUUCCUGUAGGUCAUAGGUCAGGGAUCAGUGUCUAAUCACAGGUCAUAGGUCAGGUAUCAGAGGCUAAUUAUACGGUCAUAGGUUAGGGGUAAGGUACAUGUCCAAACAUGUUUGGUCUGGCCUCUCUCUACAUGCUCAUUCUGUACAAGCCUAAAGGAAAGGCUGU